This is a messenger RNA of Poecilia latipinna (sailfin molly), 1991 nucleotides long. RefSeq names its product calmodulin-like 4a (gene calml4a). Gene Ontology annotation, cellular component: myosin II complex. Lineage: Eukaryota; Metazoa; Chordata; Actinopteri; Cyprinodontiformes; Poeciliidae. The record is from RefSeq and is a predicted model, not a curated record. The transcript is spliced from 5 exons. The coding region runs from base 833 to 1294 and encodes 153 amino acids. Gene Ontology annotation, molecular function: calcium ion binding.
GAUAUUUUCACUUAAAACGUGGGAAAAAUGUCUUGUAAGUGAAAUAAUCUGCCAAUGGAGCAAGUUCUUUUUCCAUCAGUAUUAAACACUUAGUGACUUUAAAAAAAGCUUCUAUGUCUUUCUGAAAAGAUACUGGUAAGUUGGUUUUGUCUUAUUUCAGGAAUACUAAGAUAUUUGCCCUAAAAAAAAGUUGGUGAGACAUUGUUUUUUGCAGCAAGCUAAUAUUAUAGCUAAACAACAAUAAAAGAAAAUGAGGCAUUUUUUUUUUUUUUUUCUUUUUGCUUUAAACAAAGCCCCCUUUCCCCUUCAUUUUGCAAUUUUGGCAUAUUUCAAGCUUCGGCUAGGAGACGGGAAGUGUUUCUCAUCAGUGCAUUCUGUCACUAAUCCCACUCUGUUGGCCUAGUUUCUCUCAUUCCACCUGCUGCACGGCUGCAGGGGUUUGGAGCCUAUAGCAAGCAGCAGGGUGCACAAACUGCUGGGAUAAUAGUUGGAGACAAACAAGCCUUCAGCUUCUCAUCUGGGGCUAUGAGUAAUUUACCUUGAUUUGAUUUGAAUGGGCCUUAAGCAUAUAAGCCUUUGUUUUCCCCACAUAGUCAUCCUUUCAUGUUGAAGUAUUUGGUGAUUCUGUGCUACUGCUGACUUUUUCUUUAUGUGGGAGUGGUAAGGAAAGGGCCAGUGCGGCCUGUUGGAUCUGGUAUCAGCGUUUCCAUAGCAACACGUAUUAAAUUGCACUACAGUCCAUUGCAGCUGGACUUUAGACAGGUGGAGGCACAGGUGACGCUGGUAACAGAGCACACUCUUCUUCCAGGAAGGAAGCGCAGCAGCUUUAGAAAUGGCUAAAUUCUUCACACCAGCUCAAAUUAGCGAGUUCAAAGAAUGCUUCGCCUUGUACGACAAAAAGCAGAAGAGUAAAAUCGAGUCAAAAGACCUGAUAACAGUUAUGCGCUGCCUGGGAACAAGCCCCACGCCUGGUGAAAUAGAAAGGCAUCUUCUUGUCCACAAAAUCGGAAAGACAGGCGAGGUAGACUUCUCUACCUUCCUGAUCAUGAUGCACAGGCAGAUGCAGCAGGAAGACCCAAAGAAUGAAAUCCUGGAGGCCUUUAGGAUGACGGACAAGCAGAAGAAAGGACAGAUCCAGGCAGCCGAGCUGCGGGCCAAGCUGACCACCUUAGGAGAGAAACUCACAAACAAAGAAGUGGACGACCUCUUCAAAGAAGCAAACGUCAAGUCAAACGGUGUUAUUAACUAUGAAGCGUUUACUCAAAUGGUGACACUGCCACCAGUCGAUUAUUGAUGAUUUCAGGUAAACAAAAAAAGUCAAUCAUCAAAUGAAAGUGGUUUAAAUUGAACUGGAGACACAACAAUCUUGAUUUUUUUUCAACUUUGUGGAAAUCCUAACUCUUCAGUGCUUCAGACAGAGGCCCUUGAUCAAAUCAAAAGAUAUUAUUUACCUUAACACUUGAGUACUUUCUUCAUGAAUCAGCACUGCAUGCUGUAGAAUACUUCAUAAUAUUAUUGUGCUAAUCUAAAUUGACAUGCUUACAUUUUGUUUUGAAAUCUGUAUUCUAACAAACUAUCUUUUAAUGUUCCUCUGGGGUUGGACAUUUGUAAACUUACCAUUAAAUUUAUAAUUUGAAAAUAACAUUUUUCUUGAUAUGCUUUCAACACAUUUGUGUUCAUGACUUGUAUUUAUUUAGCUAAACUCAGUCUGUGUAGAAAAAAAUAUGUAAUAAAACAAUAUUAAUACAUCAAGACUCAUUUGUAGAUUCACUCAACAGAUUUGUUUCAGAUCAGAAAAAAGACAGACAAGGGAUUAAUAAAACUGUUCAAGUAGUAUAGAUUUGGAGAAAAAAAUGAUCUGCUUUUAUUUUAAAAUUGAUCAAAAUCAGAGUUUGAUAUUUGGAGUUACAUCAAACUACUCUUGUAUGUGUUGAUCUUCUUGUUACUUGUAUUUAGUGCCAGUGUUCACUAAUAAAUGCACUUUUUGGUGG